AUGCCACUGCCACACACACACACUCGUAGUUUCGACGCUAUCUCUCUAGAGUCUAGAACAUUCCGAUAUAAACCACAAAGAAGAAGAAGAAGAAGCAGAGCCGAGGAAGGGAGAAGAAGAAAGAAGAAGAUGUCGUGGCAGACUUACGUCGACGAUCACUUGAUGUGCGAAGUUGAAGGCAACCGCCUCACCGCCGCUGCAAUUCUCGGUCAAGACGGUAGCGUUUGGGCUCAGAGCACCAGUUUCCCUCAGUUGAAGCCAGAAGAAAUCGAAGGUAUCAACAAAGAUUUUGCUGAACCUGGAACACUUGCUCCAACAGGAUUGUUUCUUAAUGGCAUCAAGUACAUGGUGAUCCAAGGAGAGCCAAAUGCCGUCAUUCGAGGAAAGAAGGGAGCUGGUGGGGUUACCAUCAAGAAAACCACUCAAGCUUUGGUCUUUGGUAUCUAUGAAGAACCAAUGGCUCCUGGACAGUGCAAUAUGGUCGUGGAGAGGCUCGGUGACUACCUCAUUGAAUCAGGGCUCUGAAACCCUAAGCUGAUGCUAUAUUUAUGUUGCUAAUGUAAUCUUCUAGUUGUGUCAUGAGAGAAAACUAUAUAUAUAUAUAUAUAUAUAUAUAUAUAUAUAUCGAAGGUGAUCGAUCAUUCGAUAGUCCGACUGUCUAAUACCUACCAUGUGAUGGAUCUUGGGGUUGUAUGAUUUCUAUAACAAUAUGAUAUUGUCUCCAUUUGUGGCUGAGUUGAAAAUUUUAA
This is a messenger RNA of Camelina sativa (false flax), 749 nucleotides long. RefSeq names its product profilin. NCBI's taxonomy places the organism in Eukaryota, Viridiplantae, Streptophyta, Magnoliopsida, Brassicales, Brassicaceae. The record is from RefSeq and is a predicted model, not a curated record. Gene Ontology annotation, molecular function: actin monomer binding. Gene Ontology annotation, cellular component: cell cortex.